AUGCAUGCUCGACCAUACUCUUCAUCAGAAAAGGUCACUACAUCUGCAGUGUUGAGCCUCUGCCCGCCACUGCAUCCCCGUAUCGUCAGGUAUCCCUGGCAUCGUCUCUUGAGCUCGGUCACCAACGAGUCUGGUACAUCAAGCUUGCCAGCGACCAGCACAAAACUUGCUCGACAACUGCACCACAACGCCAAACACAUUCUUUAUCGCGUGAAUCUCCCAGAGCGUUUCGAAACGCCCUACUCAACACUCACCGACCACUUCAAGUCGAACACUGCAAGCCUGGUCCACAUUCUCCUCACCCUUCUAUCUCUACAAGUCAGCCACUCCACGCCUUGCAAUACUCAACAGGUUUUACGCCGUCAUCGAUGGGAAGCAACCACCUCACACCUGCUCUACCAACGUCAAUACCUCGAUCAUCUUUCUGCUGCUAGUACCGUCGCCUUUCCAGUUUACGACGUCUCCAGACGUAUCGAGACAUGCCUCGCCAUGUUCUCCUUCCUCUCUCUGGAUUCGUAUCAACUGGCUUCCGUCAGUCAUCCUCACUCUUCAUUGCACGACGCCAUCAUGCUUCUCAAGUUCGACAGCAAGAGUAGGGCCUUGUCAAGUACUUCGAGCAGACAAUCCUCACUAGAGACCUAUUGGACGCGGCCUGAAGCGGUAUAA
Messenger RNA from Parastagonospora nodorum SN15, 666 nucleotides. RefSeq lists its product as hypothetical. The record is from RefSeq and is a predicted model, not a curated record. The coding region runs from base 1 to 666 and encodes 221 amino acids. NCBI's taxonomy places the organism in Eukaryota, Fungi, Ascomycota, Dothideomycetes, Pleosporales, Phaeosphaeriaceae. The transcript has 3 exons.